This is a messenger RNA of Sesamum indicum (sesame), 981 nucleotides long. RefSeq lists its product as uncharacterized. The record is from RefSeq and is a predicted model, not a curated record. Lineage: Eukaryota; Viridiplantae; Streptophyta; Magnoliopsida; Lamiales; Pedaliaceae.
UCAAAAUCUGUCUCGAGUAGGAAGUAAAAUUCCAAAAUCUUCCGGGGACUUUUGUAUUUACCUCAUGCCGACUACGGAGGAAGCUCAUCUCAGCCGCAGCUUUCGCCGGAAAACCCCGUCAGUUCCUUCCGCCUCCCCCCGCACCGCCAUAUGCUCUUCUUUCUUGAAACAAGUUCUCUUGCACGAUUGGUGGCUGAUCAAAGCCGACGCGGAUUCUGAUGGCAAACGAUUAGGCGUCGGUGGUUUCACUUCCAAAGAGAGCCACGGUAUAAGAAGUUUCUCCUCUGCUCCCAUAGUCCACAGAUAUGAUGCUGUUACUCUUAAGACAGUUGAUGGCAUGACAAUUAUGAUUCACGGACAAAUCAAUAGGUCUCGUACGCUCGAGAAUGGCUUCUCUAAGGAGGUCUGCGAUGAUUUUGUGAUUGGGUUUCCGUAUUACUGGGAAGAAUUUGCUGCUCUAUCUGCUGAUGAAGAACCAGCUGCGUAUUCUGUUUCAAAAGGGAUUUUUAAUUCUGAUGCAAGUAAAACGCCCAUGCCCAGAGAUAAUGGAAGAAAUAUGUUUGAUGAUAUACUACAACAAAGUGUUGGUGUUGGUUUUCCAUGCAGUGAAACACCAAGUGGAGAUGAAGAAAGUUCUUAUGAACCUUCCUUGAAUCAUAAGAAAAGACAGGUUGGACCGGGGUGGAGGGUUAACAUUAAUGUAAUAGAUGUAGAAAAUAGUGGUCCUCUGACUAGAAGUAGAACCCGAUUACUGAAUAAGUAGGACUGGAUGUAGAUAAUUAUGUAAAACAAAAUGUUAAGAGAACUACUUGUUGAUUCUGAGAUGAUGAAGUUAAUUACAAAUGCUUGGGAAGUAAGUCCUCAGAGAAUGUUGUACAAAUCCAGUCCUUUCUACAUUUCUUUGUUGGUAAACAAAGGAGUCCUCAAAAUUGCUGGAUAGAUGAGGAUGUUUCUGUUACCCCAUUAAGUUUUUUUAAGUGG